AUGCUUCGAGCGUUGGCGCUGGUCGCGGGCGUCGUCGCCGGCCAGAGCUGCAGCCCGACGUCCGUCUUCUCGUGCUACGACCCAGCAACGACCUGCGGUAGCUGCUCGCUGGCGGUGGCCACGCCACUGCCCACCUACGCCUCCUACCGCACCGCCUUUGCGCCGUGGAACGGCAGCUGUGAACCUGCAGUGGCCUCGUCGCUCUGCCCGCCUGGCGGUCCAUGCUGCGUCGCCGUCGGUGGCACGCUCGCGCCGACGUCGCCGUUCCGAGCGCUCUGCGGCCGCAGCACGCCUCCGAUCGCGCGCCUGCCCAUGGUGGUCACCUCGAGCGGGACUGUUGUGACGCUGCCGGCAUCGCUCACCGAUGGCAGCAACGUGACACUCAUCACCGACAGACCCGAUGCGCCGCUCGAGUUGGCGCUCGCCAGCGGGUCGCUCAGCGUGCGCCCGGCGGACCAGCUGCUCACGUGGCGCAGUUCCGGCGGCGUCACUGUCACGGUCAACAUCCCGUCACGGCUGCUCUGGAAUGCAACUACUGACACCACAUGGACCUUCUCCAACACGUUCAAUGGCGUCUCGCUGCGCAUCAACGGCUUUUCGGUGGCCGUGCUACCGACGACGCUUGCAGGUACAGUGACGCUACUGCCGUCAGCAAGCGGCGGCCCGUGGUGCUUGCACGACGCCUACGCGAGCCCGACCGGACGUCGGUCGUUGCCGCAAGUCUACUCGGCGCAUGGGUGUGCCUGUCUGCCAACGUUUAGUAGCUCCAUCGUUGCGUACAAGUACUGCAACCAAACAACGCUGUCGUGCGUGGUCGAAGACGCGUCGGCGUGUGCGUUGCCAGCCGCCAACGACGGCGUCGACACGUGCAACGUCGUGCGGGUCACGCUGUGGUGGCUUCCAGCGGGCCUCUACGGCAGCGUCCUCAAUCUCACCGUGUACGACGAGAACGGUGUGUAUAUGGGCGCGCUGGCGUCGCCACCGAUCGCCUCGAUGCUGCAGUCGUGGACCCAACUCGACGUCGUCGUACCGUCGCUCGCGGCGACGUCGGUCGUCGGCCGCAUCGACAUUGACGUUGGCGGAGUCCGUGUCUGGAACUUUGUCCAAGCCGAUGUCGCACUCAACGACGGCCCCAUGCGCCGCUUUGCCGCGCCGCCUGUCGCGACCGCCGGAGGCUUUGUCGGCUCCGUGUCCAUGCAUCCGAUUCCCACGCGAGAUCUACGGGCGGUCGGCUGCAACCUGGCGUCGCCCGGCGCCUGUGGCUUGUACAACGCGAACCGCACUAGCUCGGCGCGCUGGUAUGCGUCGAUCGACGCGUCGUCCAAGACGCCGAUGCUCUCGGUCGUUCCGUCGUCGUAUGGGACGUCAAGCCCCCGCAACUUGCGCAAUGCAGUGCCAAACGUCCAAGUGCCGUUGUCGGUGGUCGUCGCCAACGGGUUCCUUGACGGCAACGACCGCGUGCAAGUCGCUGUCGCCUUUGGCGCAGGUCGCAUCGGGUGGAUGGCCUCGACGUGUCAAAUCGUUGUUGCAACCGCAACGUCGGUCGUCGACGUCGUUGCGUCCGAGAACGGGACCCAGUGGCUCGACUUGCCGCCGGGCAAAUACGUGCUGCAGCUCACGAUCCUGUCGAUGGCAAAUGCUACCUUGGACGCUGCAUUUGUGCACGAAGACAACGACGGGGUCUCGCUAGGCGCGCUGCGGCUCAAGGCGCCGCCGGCCGUGGCCUUCCCACGCGACACUGUGACGACGGCGACGGCGACGGUACCCAUCCCGAUUGUCGACACAGUCUCGGACUUGACGAUCACGCGAAUUCGCUUGGUAUGGAACUCGACACACUCGGUGGAUGCGUGCGCGCUGCCGCAAACUUCGUAUGCGACCAGUGCCGUGGCUACCGAGUGCACGUGGCCGUCGCUGCCAACGUCAGGAGUUGCCUUGUCGCCGCUGCCGUCGUUUGCAGGCUCUGUGCGCCUUCAGAUCUACGCGCUGGCCUAUGCGUGGACCACGCACAUCGUGGCGGUGGAUGCCGGGCCGUUGGUCGUCGGCGCGUUUCCGAGUGCGCUCUCGACACACGGCGACGCGACACCACUGCGGUUGAUCGUGCACCGGUGGCGCCCGCGCAUGCUCGUGGAGCUCUCGUUGGCGCACGUCGACGGUCAGUGUCCGCUUCGAUCUUUAACCCUCCCGUCGUCUGUGUUCACAGCUGCGACCCCGACGGUGCAGGCAACCGUGCUCUGGCACCCGACCGUUGCUGGUUGGCUCGUCGGACGCGUUGGAACCUCGGGCGCCACCACGUUUUACGCUCGGUCCGUGGAAGUCUUUGUCGCAUCGGCACCGCCGCUUGUGCCGAGUCUUGUUACGUGGACAUCGGGAGCACAUCCUGCAGCGAUGACGUUGGAGGUGGCCAUCGACCCCAGCGUCUGUGAGCUGCACGUGACCGUACCAGAGUGCCCUUUCCUGACGCCAACACUGCUGCCGUCCGUCACCAAGAUGACAGCGGCAAACGAAUGCAGCAUCCACCUCUUUAGCCCGGCAUCGGCGGUUGUUCGUGCGUGGUCGACGGUGCUGCCGACAGGCACUAGGGUCAAGCUGACCGAAAUUGGUUGUAAGGAGGGACAACAACAGCAGCGUUUUCUGUCGCCACCGAUUGUCGACACCCACCGGCGCUUGACGUCGACAGCGACCGACGCAACGACAACUCCAAGCGGGCGCUUUACGGGGACGACGGCCAUUGCAACGGCCGAUGGCACCUGCGUCCUCGAUUCGAUGGCUCUGACAACGGCCUUGAAUGGAUCGGGUCUGGUGCAGUUUACAUGGCCGUACGACGCGCUACUUGACCUCCGUGUCCAAGUGGGCAGCGGGCCGACGCAGGUCGUCGACACUUGGACGGGGGCCAUUAAUGUGACCCUCACGAGCUCGGUGCCCACAGUUCUUUUUUUUGUCCGCGCCGACGCAUCAUCGCACGCCACACUCAACUGGUCGAUCGCAGAGGCCAACGGUACCAAAUGGCCACCGACGGCAGUUGACUGCCGCCCGCUGCAAAUGGUGCCCGGUCUCGUGCGCCUCAACAGCUCGAGUGUCGCCGGUGGCAGCUCGCUGGUCGUUGCGUCGCUUGUGCCGAACGACGUCAUGAUCGCGUCCAUUGACGUGCUUCAGUUCUUCCUCGGCGCACCGGUGGAAACCAUUCGCCUCAACGGGUCGAUCAUCGCGGUCGGACCGCUGUCGUACCUUUCCUUGUACGAUGUGCCGCUGGGAUCGGUCGUGUCCCUGGACACCAAGAACGCCUCGAUUGCAGUCGAUGCCGUUGCUGCGGUCUUGGCGUCGGGCGUGUACUGGACGUCGACCGUUGUCGCGCCAUGGAGCAACGGGUCCAAGUGCGGUGCCCCGUACAUUGGAGCGCCCGUCGUUGAACCCUCCUGCGCAACAAGAGUGUUUCUGCCGCCGGUGACCCUGCCACCGGCCUCUCACUACGAGCACGUGACCAUGAUCAUCACAAUCGCGCCGUGCGUGACCGGCCUCGUCACACAGUGGUCGAUACCCGUGUACGAGCCAACGUCGUGCGUGUUUGUUGUGCCCGGAAACCAGUCGACGUCCGUGGUAGUGACGACAGCAACUGCGUCGGUGCUGUCAUUCUCUCUUGCGGCGACAGCUGCAAACGCUUCGGACGCAUCCACCUCGGUGCGCAACUGGACGGUUGCGAUACCAGCUGGCUGCAGCGACACCUCGGUGGCGGUGCCAGACGCGCUACCCGACUGCCCGCCGCUAAAGCCAUACGUUGUGACGGCGUCCGUCGUCCAAGGCCAACCGUUUGACGUUGUCGUGCCCUUGCCGGCCUCGUCGCAAGUGUGGCAGGUAUCACAACUGACUGUGUCCAUGAACCCGUGCGGCGUCCUCCAAAAUAUAUCUGCUUCGAUGCUAGCCGAUGGGUCGUCGACGUCUUGUGUUCUCUACUACAACAACGUCCGGGCGCCACUCGUUCUCACAAUGACACCGGUGGCCAACUGGUUUGGGCAGCUCAUGCUCUCGGUGCAGUCGACGCAGUCGGUGCUACGCGGUGCCUUAACCUCGCCGUUGGAUCGUGGCGCGUUACCAAACAUUCGACAACUCGUGCUGGAAAAUGCGCUUCAAAUUGCUUUGACCACGCCCGGUUACCUCUAUGCACACACGGCCAUUGGCGCGUGGCAACCGCUCGCCUCGCCGGCGUCGUUUCAACACAUUUCGUCUGGAAACGGCGUGCUCUGCGGCACAACAUGGACCGCACAUCUCUUCUGCAGUCUUUGGAACACGACGACGACGCUAAAUGCGUGGGUAUUGCUGCGCAACGACACGCGAUUUGUGCUUGUGGCCAACGGCAUGGUGGUCGCCAUCACGACCGACUCGGCCGUCGUCGGAACGUCGGUGACGGACCUUGGCGCGGCGUCAACAUGGGUAGCCUAUCAAUCGUUCAUCGCUACGUCGACGGUGAUUGCGUGGGACGGGCACUACGUACUGAAUGUGGUUCACAACCAGCUCGUCCUGGCGACGACGCCGACGUCCGACCUUUCAGUGUUUGGGUCGAUCAUGAACCUACCAGCGUUCCUCGGACCGAAUUUCGACUGGUCGUCACUGCAGCUGGUCAACGGUGCAGCGUAUGUCUUGGACGCUUCGGGGCUCGUCUGGUCCCGACGCCUCUCGUCAUCGCUCGUCGACUGGGUGAUCGCGUCGCCGCGUGGUGCUCGGUGGAGCUUCUUCGCUGUUGCCGCGUCCGGCGCGCUCUGCGGCGGCAGCCACGGCACCCUCAUCACCUGCGAAGGCGUCGACACGAACGUGCCGGUUGUGCAGUCGCAGUGCCAGUCGACGGGCAGCGUCGUCGCCAACUGGAUCUACGGCGCGUCGACGGUCGCGUCGUCGCUUCGAACGGCGGUGCUCUUCAGCCAAGUGUUUCGCUCGCCGCUGUUGUUUACGCUCGCCUACCGUCUAGAGACGUUGUACGCGGCGCUUGUCAUCACAGCGCACGUCAACGGCAACGAUGCGGUAACGCUGUUUGCGUCCGACCCGGCCAACAUGACGCUCGGUGUGUGGACACCCGUGACGCUGGACGCGAGGCGUUUCGUCGGCACACCGUUCCAACUCAACAUUACGGCCACGAGCUACGCCGCGAACGACGUUGCGAUCGCCCGCUUUAGUGUCAUAUCAACCACGCCGUCGACCGGCGCACUCGUCGUCGAUGCAGUGACCGGCGGCGCGGUGACGGUGCACCACGAGCCGCCUCCGACGACCAAUGACGACGGGUUCAUUGUGCGGUACACGGCGACCGUGACGUCCGUCAACGGGACGGGGUCGCCCCAGCUGGCCUACCACGGCGACGGUAUGACCGACGUCGGGUGCUUUCAGACGGCAAACCUCGGGCUCCUUCCGGCGCCAACGACGCAAGUGUUGACCCCCGGCGAGUGCGCCCGCCUCUGCGUCGGCGCGGAGCGUCAAGUGAAUUUGACAGCCAAUAGUGUGUUGCGCAGCGCGGGUCCGAUUCUCUUGAACUCGAACCUUCCUGGCUGGACGGUCGAGAUGUACUUGUAUCUGUACGCGCAGACGACGCCGUCGUCCGUGCUUUUUCUGCUGGACGCAACGAUGGCGUCGGUGGUCUUGGACACCAACACCGUCGUCGUCACGGUGAGCGGCAACGCGGUGCGCAUCCCUUACGCCUUUCCACUGCACGAGUGGUUCCACCUCGCGUUCGUAUACGACUUCAGCGGAAGCUACGUCCGGGUCUUUGUCAACGGAGUCCCCGCCGCGUCCGCAACUCUGCAAACCGCAUGGCCAACAAGCUCGUCGCCACGUCUCCAGAUUGGCGCCGAUACCUUGUGGAACACGGCAACCGCACCGCUUCUGGCCAUAGUGGACGAGGUACGCGUGUGGGGACUUCCGCGCUCGGACGCCGCGAUUCGCCUAUUCUGGGACCAAGACGUUGUUGACGCUGCUCUGGCCGUGCACCUACGGUUCAACGGGCUCGAUGUUGCGAGGGACGACUCUGGCAACAACUAUACAUUCACCGCCUCGAACGUCCACGCCGUCGCCAGCCGAGUGCCGCCGCGUCGGUUUGGCCUGACCAAAGGAGGCAAGUGCCUAUGCGCCCCACUGCCCUUCGUUGGCAAGCAGCUUGCCGACGGCGCGUGCAACGCAUCGUGUGUGUCCCUACCGUCGAAAAGCUGCGGAAGUACGGAUGGCAUGGCUACGAGCGUGUACGAGUUGGGUCGCUUUGUGGUCACCGGCCUGGCGCCGUCGACCACAUACAAGGUCAAUGUGGCAUACGAGACGGCGUCGGUGUCGCGCACGAUUUCGACGACGACGGUCACUACCACGGUUGCAACGGUCCCUGGCCCCGUGGAUCGCCCGUUCCGUGGCCGCACGUUGGCCCCUGGCAGUCUUGUCGUCAACUGGAACACGACUGUCGACACGGGUGGCGCGCCGCUCACGGGCUUUCUCGUGUACGUAAAUGGCUUUUUCGUGGCGACGGCAGAGGCGACGGCGACCGACGUCGUUUUACCCAAUCUCCUUCUCUCGACCGAGUACCUUGUCACGGUCGCCGCCGUCAAUGCGAUCGGCAUUGGCGCGCCGAGUGCUCCGUUGGCGUUGCACAUGACGUAUGCUCCGGCGUCACCGACACCGCCGCUGUCGAUGCAGUUGCUCGACGCAACGGCAGGUGCGCUGCAUGUGCGUAUCGGUGGCGUCGCCUUUUGCGGUGGGGGGCCUCUUCGGAGCGCGUACGUCGAGAAGAAAACGGCCCGGUCCGUCCGCGAAGGCGCCGGCUUUGUGUUUGGCGCCGUUGGCGGUACCCUGAAUGCCGCUGGCGACAUUGACAUCUGGGUGUACGGUCUUCCGAGCAGUGCCACUGUCGCGCUCCAUGCCGUCGUCAUCAACGCGUUCGGGUCCUCGAGCGACUACGGCCCCGUGUUUACCUUUGCAACCGUCGCGAGCUCGGGGUACCCGCUCUCCCCCGUCCCGAGUGUGACCACCGUCUCUGGCGGCGCCAUCGGACUUGCACUCAUGCCGCCGCUCGACACCCUCGGCGCGACGGUGGUCGGCUACGAGGUGUUUUUGCGACCUAUCACGAGCAGCGCAUGGCUGCUGGCGGCGUCGACACCGGGCUCGAGCUCGUCGGUGACGGUGUACACAGACCCGACGACGCAGCUGCCACUGCAGUCUGCAACGACGUACGCGGUCGAGGUCGUCGCAAUCACAGACACGAUGGUAUGCAGCCCGCUCUUGGACUUUACGGGGUUGGGUCAAACCGCCAACGUUUCAACCCGUGCCGCGGGACUUCCAAGCCCUCCGAGUGUCGAGAUACUGGCCGUCGGAGCGAGUUACAUUACCUUCAAGUGCGCGCCGCCUCUUGACAUGCAAGGCGCCGUCAUGCUGGAGCUGGUCGGAAACGUCUCGGGGACGCUUGUACCUAUUCCUUUCGCUGGCAACACAACGCUCAGAGGUCUCCGCGGCAACACGACGUACCACGUACAGUGCGCAGUACAAACGUCGCUCAACCGCACCGCGUGGAGUGCACCGAUCUCGGUCAAGACAAGCGUAACGCAGCCGCCGUCGCCGGUGCAGCAGCUAACGAGCAUGACGCUGUCAGCGAGCCAGGUGCAGCUGAUGUGGAGGGCGCCGAAAGACUGGGGAGGCGCGACGCCGACGGGCUAUUACAUCUACCGCAACGCGACGUCCUUGGUGUUUUUAUCCGCCGUCUCGCCCGAAAGCAACCAGUUCACGCUGGACUAUCUGCGCGUCAACACAACAUAUUCAUUGAUCGUCGUGCCGUUGACGACGAGCCACGCGGGUGACCCGUACGCCGGCCGCAUCUCGGCAACGACGUCUUCGUCUACCCACGUGGGGGCGCCCCCCGUCCCCGUCGUGGACGUCGUCGGCGCCGACUUUGUUGGGCUCACGCUGACGCCAACGCCGGAAACCGGUGGCUACGACAGUGUGAGCUACCAAGUCAACAUGACGACGCCGCAGUCGUGCUAUGUACCGACGGCCGCCGACCCGUGUGCGACCUGCAACGGCUACAACAUGCUUUCGCUACUGACGUUGAACGCUACGUGUGGGGCGGUCAAUGGACUCUGCUACGCGGGGCAACUGCAGUGUGCGUACAUCCCGCCACCAACGACUGUGUGUACCCUGCACUCGGUCGCGGCGGCCGCCAGCGCAGGAUGCACCGCUGCGGGGCUGCUUCCCUCGACAACGUACUUUUUGUCGGCGUAUACGCUCAACCCGAUCGGGGCCAGUGUCGCCAGCACCACGUCGCAGACAACAAGUCCACCCGUCGCGCCGCCGUCUGUCGUCGCCGUGACCGGUGUCGAUGCCGUUGGGGCACUAACCUUGCAAUGGUCGCCACCCCCGUCGCUCGGCGGUAUGCCUCUGCGCAACUACUCGGUGGUCUGCGACAACACCCUCGUGGUCAACGUGACGCACACGUGCUAUGUGCAAGCGCUCACGGCCCUCGGUGCGUCGCCCAUCGCGGCUUCGAUGUUUGUCUUGACGCAAGUCGGGCCGCCGGGUGCGCCGACCGCCGUUGUCGCCUUCCGCAACGCAACGUCGGCCAGCGUCCAGCUCAACGCCCCGUGUAACGUCGGCGGUGCAGCCGCGUUCUUAUUCGACUGCGCUCUCGUCGAAAGCGAAACAAACACGUCGGCUUCGGUUCCUUGCACCGAGACGACGCCCACGAGUCUCGCAUCGUUGUCUGUCAACACCACGUAUGCGUUCCAAGUGCGCACGACGACGGUCUAUGGUUCGAGCCCGUGGGUGACGCUGCCUUUUGCAACAAUGUCGGGCAUUCCAGCCCCACCAGACAUGUCACUUGUCUCGGCCUCGGACCGCGAGUUGCUUCUGUGCGUCAAAGCGCCAGAUUACCUCGGCGGGUCCAACUUGGUUGGCUAUGAGUUGGUCGUGGGCACGGCGACCGAAUUCGUGCUCCAGUCGACGCUUCUCAACGACAACUCGGACGCCUUCACGGUCUCGGGGUCCUGUCUUCGCGUCACCGUAUCCAACGUCUCGUUCGACACGGCGUAUACUGCAUCCGCGUCUGCUAUCGGUAUUGGCGGUGUGAGCCUCGCCACGACAGCCACUUUCGCGACGCUGCCGCAGCAACCGGGCGUGCUGGCCUGGAACGCGUCGACCAUCCAAGCCAACCAAGGUGUGAUGACGCCGGUGAGUCUGCUCCGGUCGGGGGGCGUCACGGGGCCCAUCAAUGUUUCGCUCCAUAUUACAAACAACGUCAACAACACGUACAUCUGCGACCCUUCGACGGGGCUCUGUAAACCGCCGAGUCCUUGCAGCCAAGUGUACCCCGACACGGAUCUGGUCGGCAACGACUUGGCGUACAUGGCGUCGCCGUCCGUCGCCGACUGUUGUGCCAAGUGCCAAGCGUACGCGGGGUGCACCGCCUAUGCGCUCAACGCUGGUCAGUGCUACCUCAAGUCGUUCGGCCUCAACCCGCAAACCGUCGUCGGUGUCACGGCCGGCAUCAUCACGCCCAACUGUCCAACAUAUUACUUUGGCGUCGACUUUGUGGACCCGUUUCUGUCGUAUGAGGUGCUGUCACUACCGGAUUGCGUGGCCGCGUGCAAAGCCAUGCCCGACUGCAUCGGUUUUAGCUAUAUCCUUUCGACGCAGACGUGCUACUUCAAGAGCGAGCUGACGGAGAAGACGACCAACGCCGACUGUGUGACGAUCGUUGUGGCCCCGAUCUGCCAGGCGUCGCAAACGCUCGCGCUGGCUUUUGAAGACGGCGAGAGCGUCAAGACACUCUCGUUUGCGAUUCCCAACGACGUCCACGUGGCGAAUCCCUAUGACCUCGCAUUGACGCUAAGCGCGCCCACCAACGGCGCAUCGCUCGGCGCCCCGAGCGUCUUGCAUAUGAACGUGACGCGCGACGGCGGUACCUUGCAGUGGGCUCCUGCCGGCCCCGCGGGACAAAACACAUCGACGACGCUGACGCUGAACCGACGCGGGCAGACGGUGCUACCAGUGUCGGCAUCGGUGCUCCUCCAAGCAAGCAACAAUAUGACCUACAUGUGUAACGCGUCGACACUUGUGUGCGCCCCGCCCGCGACGCCGUGCAGUCAGCAGUAUCCGGGCACCGACUUUCUUGGCAACGACCUCACGAGCACGACGGCGUCGUCGGCGAACGACUGCUGUGCCCAGUGCCAGGGGUACAGCGGCUGUGGCGCGUACGCGUUCAAUACGAUGACAAACGGAUGCUAUCUCAAGUCGAUCGGGCUCAACACGCUCGCAGUGCCGGAGGUGACGGGCGGGAUUCUCUCCAACAUCUGCGUCCGCGAGAUUGCCAACACGAAUGCUGAAGGCGGCGACAUUGGCCCGGAAGCAGGCGUGACGCUCGACCAGUGCCGCGUACUCUGCCGCACGAACCCGCAGUGUUUUGGGUAUCGCUACGAGGCGUCGACGUCAACUUGCUGGCCAAAGACGUAUGUGGACAACCUGAUGUCCGCCCAGGAUGGCGUCUUGGGGUUCACGCAGCAACCAUGCCAGACGUCGGGGGUGACCCUCUCGUUUCCAUCCGGUAGCAAUGCGAGCACCUUGAGAGUGCAAGUGCUGCCGACAACAACGUACGCGGCACCAUACUCGGUCACAGCGUCGAUUCAAUCGACGACCAACGGUGGAAUCUGGAACGCCUCGAUGCCUCUCGACCUGGCGGUGCUCGACAAUGGCGUGGCGGGUCAUUUCGCCUUUGAAAGCACGUGGCUCACGACGUUCGUCAAUGUCUCGAGUGUCCAACUGACCGUCCGCCGGCUGUUUGCCACCAACGGCAACGUCGUCGUCACGCUCACGUCGUUGUCGUCGACCGUUGUGGCGCAAGGACUCUUCAACACGACCCUUGCGUUUGCCGACGGCGUGACCUCGGCGACGGCGUCCAUGGCACUGAUGAUACCGCCGACGCCGACACCGCCUCAAAACGUGACGAUCAAUAUUGCUGCCGUGACCAACUAUGGUUGGAUUGUAGCACCGUCGACCUGCGUCGUCACCGUGUACGACACGCGCCUUACGUGGCCGGAUCCCCCGACGCAACUCCACGCAUCGAUGGCCACCGGCAGUACGCUCUACGUUGCGUGGACGCCGCCGGCGUUCAAGGGCGGCGUCGACGUCUUGGCGUCGGCCUUGAGCUACCAGGUGUUUGUGGCGGGCAGGGCCACGAUCGUGACAUCGGCAACGCUCGUCAACAUCUCGCAGCUCGCGUCGCUCACAAGCUACAACGUCAGUGUUGCCACUGUGAAUGCGUUUGGGCAGAGCGCCGCUACGGCACCCAUGGUCGUGCAGACAACCGUGCCCACGGCGCCCAGUGCGCCGACGAGCGUCGGUGUUUCUGCCGUCUUUGCGACGCAAGCUGUCAUUUACUGGGCGCCACCAAGCGACACGGGCGGGGUGCAUAUUGCGUUCUAUCGCGUAUGGCAGCAGCACGUUGCUGCCGCGUCGACGACGCUCGUCGCGCAGGUAGCGGCGACAGCGACCUUGACGACCCUCGUGGCCAACUUGCUUCCCAGCUCUGCACACGAGCUUUACGUCACGGCCACAAACACGGCAGGUCUCGAGGGGACUCCUGCGCUUUUGACGGUGCUGACGACCGCGCCCACGCCACCUGAUGCCCCGGUACCCCCAAACGUGGUAGCUGUCACUGGUGGGGCCGUCACGUUUCGCUACAACAGCUCAAGCUACGAUGGAGGCGCACCAGUGACGACCUUUCGUGUCGUCUCGGAUUUUGGGCUUGCAUGCAGCGCCUCGACCAGCGCCACGUGCGCCAUCUACGGCCUGUCGCCGACGACAAUGUACGCUGCGAUGGUCUUUGUCGAGAAUGACUUGGGUCCGUGUGCGAACGGGACGCAGUUUACUUUUAUGACGGGGACAGCGUCCUCGCCAGCGGGUCUGCUGCCCCCCACUGUUGUCCAAGAAGCUCUGGGCGCAUUGACCCUGUUGUGGGCACCACCCGCCGACACUGGCGGUGUGCGUAUCGUCGGCUACACGAUUCAAGCUUGCGUUGCCAACGGCACAUGCGACAUGGUCUACUCGCAAGUGUCCAACCCAGCAACGACAACCACACUGACGACACUGAGCCCAAACACAACGUACAACUUUUCGCUCGUGGCGUACAACACGCAGUCGUUCUGCGCGGGCGCAGCAGCCAGUAUCGGCGCAUCGCUCCUCCACAGCACUAUGAAACGGACGCCGCCGGCCCCGCCGACGCUCAAGCUUGCGGGUGUCACGGGCGGCGCCAUCACCCUCGACUGGACGCCGGUCGUUGCGUCUGCUGACAUUUCUGCCUACGCCUUGUACAACGUCGAUAUGGCAACUCUGCUCUUUGAAGGCAACGCGACAAGCUUUGUCGUGUACGACUGCAGCGCACUGAGUACCUACCGCUUCCAAGCGCGCGGGCUCAACGACAUUGGGUGGACCAAUGCGACGACGUCUGGCGGCAAGGUGGCGCUCGCGUGGAGCCCGCCGGCGGAUACGGGUGGCGCCACGCCGUUGUAUUAUACCAUCCUUCGCAACGGCUCGCAAGUCGCCGCGAACGUGCUUUCAACGACGUACGUCGACACGGUCAAUGUCACUGCCUCGACCGUGUAUGCGUAUUCCGUGGCCGCGUCCAACCUGGUGUUUACGGGAUCGUUUUCGGCGCCCGUGACGGUUCAAACCGCUGCGCGAACGCCGCCAGCGUCUGUCAUCGUCCGAAACAUCACAGCACUCGGUGGCUCCCUCGUCCUUGCGUACGAUCUUCCGACUGACUCGGGGGGCACCCCCCUGACAUCGAUGACAGUCGUUGCGUACCAGUAUCUCGCUUCAGCAAAUACGUCGUCGUCGUCACGGGUCCUUGUUUGGAACGAAACCAGAAGCGCGGUGUCGACGACCGCUAUCUCAGGCCUGACGGCACAAACUUUGUACGAAAUUUCGACUGUGGUUACCAACGCUGCCGGGUCGAGUCUGCCCGUCGGUAGUGCCGCCUCGACGGCUGCGGCGACGACCCCGAGUGCCCCUGCCAGUCCGCUGCUCGCGAGUGCCAACUCGACAGCGCUUGUUGUCAACGUCAGCGCGCUCACCAGUGCGUACGACUUUGGUGGAACCCCGCUCGAUGCCUAUCGAGUGUUUGUCAAUGGCUCGUUGGUGGCGACCGUGUCGGCGGCGGCACCCAACGCAACGGUGCUCCCAGGUCUCUUUGCCGCGACGCUUUAUGCCGUCGAAUUGGCCGCCGUGAACGCCAUCGGAAGCUCUCCCCUCGGGUCGCCCCUUUUGGCGACGACGGCGUCGAUGACCGCCCCUGGUCCCGUCAACAAUAUUGCAGUUGUCGCGGCUACGGGUACAACGCUGACGGUAUCGUGGGCCUACCCAAGCGUGACUGGCGGUGCGCGCCCGAGCGACAUGACGUUUAUGGUGCAGUAUAACGAAGCCAAUGCCUCGAGCGUCGUGACCAGCCAACGCCCGACCAUCGUGCUCUCGUCGCUACAUCCGCUCACAACGUACACGAUCCAAAUCCAAGUCGCAACGGCAGGAGGCACAAGUAUCAUGGCAAAUACCACUGCGACGACGACCGUCGGCGCCGCCGGCACGGCAUCGAUGGCGUCGACUACUACUACCGUCCUGGAGAGCGACGCCUUUGUCACCGUGAUUGCGACACGGAAUGCCACCGGCGUCGCGUCGUUCGUUGGCUACUACACGACGGAUGCAUCGGCGGUCGCUGGGCGCGACUACAUCGCGGCGUCGGGCAACGCCAUGUUCGCUGCCGACGCUGCAAACACCAGCAUUACCAUCCAGCUCCGAGACGACAUUGCGUGUCAAACGAGCGGACGUCGCUUCAACAUUACGCUCGUGCAAACGGAUGGGGUCGACGUGGGGGAAGCCGCGUCGAUGGAAAUCGUCAUCAACGAUGACGUCGACGGCGGUAUCGUUGCGUUUCAGCAAUCGUCGCAGACCGUUGCAACGCUGGCGCCCACGACGACACCCGUGGCUGUGCCGCUUGUACGCACCCUUGGCAAGUACACGGACGUGAACGUGAGUUUGUUUCUCGUGCACGCCACGUCGACAGCGCAACUCGGUGUUCAGAUCGCGUCACUUCCGGCGUUUGUCUCGUUCCCGGUCAACGAAACGACGACCGUAGCGACUGUCUGGCUGCUCAAUGACCAAACGUACCACGACCCACCGCUGAGCUUUACGAUCGGGUUGGCCCUCGUCGAUGGCGCGAGCGUGUGUGCCGUUGCAGCACCAACGCCAAUGACAACGUCGGUGCUGAUUCUCGGUCGGAACGUCGUGUCCCCACCGGCAUCGCCAACGCAAUUGCAACUCGUCAGCGCUACCGGCGGCUCUCUGCGUCUUGCUUGGGUGCCACCACAGUACACAGGCGGCUACAAUCUUUUCGUGGCAAGCUACCUUGUUGUGCUGUCCGGACCAGGCAUCAACACGACGUCUGUGAAUGUCUCGCUGCCCACUGCCGUCUUGAGUGGUCUCGUUGCCAACGGAAACUACUCGGUUGCGGUGGCGUCGGGAACCAGCGUUUACGUCGGUGCUCCAAGUGAAACUGUGUACGUCCAGACAACGGCAGCAACACCGCCAAGCCGCCCACUCAACGUUCUCUGCGCGAGUCAAACCGGUGGUAGCAUCACGGUCACGUGGGCUCCACCGCUCGACGCCGGUGGGUCGCCCAUCUUGGGAUACAGCAUUUUGAACGUGCAGUCGACGAAUUCGUCCCUUGCGCAGAUGUACGUCAGCACCUCAUUCACGUGGUCGGGCCUUGUGCAGCUCACAAAGUAUACGCUGGCAAUCGCGGCCGUCAACAGCUUCAACAUCGUCGGUGACGCCGUGAGCAUCACCUGCACGACUGUGACGGGAAAUGCGCCCGCAACGCCGUCGCCACCUGUGCUUGUUUCUACGACGGGGGGUACGAUAACGGUGUCCAUGACGAGCCCCGUUGACACGGGGGGCUUGCCACUCACACUCUAUGCCCUGUAUGGGAACAGCGUGGCACUCCCCAACUUGUACACGCAAGUCUACAAUGGAUCCUCGUCGACUGCAACGGUGUACGGAUUGGCCGCGGCCACGACAUAUGGGUUUCAGAGCAGAGUUGUCAACGCUGCGGGAAUGAGCGCAUCCUCAAGCACAGUCUUUGUUUCGACGCCAGCGGUGACGGCACCGUCGGGACCGUUGGCACUCGCAGUUGCCGCACCUCCCACGGGGGGCGCCGUUGCUCUGCGCUGGUCGCCGCCGCUCGACACGGGUGGCACCGCCAUCACGGGGUACUUUGUGCGGCUCUACAGUAUGAUUGAUCUCGUCACAAAUGCACCGACCGUCGUGUACGAGAACGACUCGAGUCUUGCGCUCGAGACGACGAUCUACGGUCUUGCGUCCAAUACGACAUACGCCUUUUCGGUUGUGGCUGUGACGCUGCUGAGUCACUGCUUGAACCCGGCGCUGAUUCAAGAAAGCAGUCGCAUUGUGGCGCGCACAGAUGUGGCUACCUUGCCGUCGGCGCCGUUGUCGCCGUCGCUCGUAACCGCGACGGGCGGCAUGCUCUCGUUGAGCUGGAGACCACCGUUGGACAUUGGCGGUGCCGCUGUGUCCAUCUACCGGGUCUUUAACUCGACGAACGAUCUUGUUUGCACAUCGCCGACCGUUGACUGCAGUGUCUAUGGGCUCUCGUCUCAAACGAUUUUCCAUUUUACAAUCACGGCAGUCAACAGUGUCGGGCAGUCACCGCCCAGCAGUACGCUGACAGCCACGACGCGCGUCGUCUCGGCGCCGAGUCCUUCGCUCAACAUGUCGACACUUGUGGUUGGUGCGGAUAUGCUCUCCCUGGCGUGGCUUGCGCCGCUUGACUCUGGCGGCGCUGCCAUCGUCGGCUACACCGUGUAUCGCGACGACGCUCUCGUCGCAUCGACGGGCCCGACACCGACAUUCGUUGACCGCAGCGGCCUUUUAGCCAAUACGACGUACCGGUAUGCCAUCCAAGCUUUGAACGGCCGACUACCUGGGGCUAUAACGUCUGCGUUUUUCGCGACAACGGGCCCAGCCACGGCACCAUCGACGCCAACGGCCAUCACAAUGUCUGUCGCGGGUGGGAGCAUUUCUGUGACCUGGGGGGCGCCGAUGUCGACCGGAGGUAUCGUCGACAUGUCCACUGUAUGUCAACUGUACACCAACGAGAGCUCGCUACUUCAACAGCUCGUGGCACGGAAUCCUCCUUGUCUCUUUGUGGCGCUGGACCAGCGCACAGCGUACGAGAUUGUCAUCUUCAACAACAACACCGUCGGUGCCAGCGCACCUACGAGCCUCAAUGUGAUGACCAGCGAUGCAACGCUACCGCAGGUGCCACCGACACCGAUCGUCCUCGAGCAUUCGGGCAGCGUGGCGACGCUCCAAGCCGUGGCACCAAGUCAAACCGGCGGUCUCCCGAUUCUUGCUAUGAAAAUCUACAAUGAUGGGCAGCUGCUCGGGAACACGACUGCCGCGACUUUGCUUCAGUGGACAUUGAUCAACCUCGUAGCGGACACGGCGUAUGUUUUCCAAACGACUGCCGUCACGGGCGUCGGCGAGAGUUCGCUGAGCGCUCCUCUGCACUUUACAACCGGUCCCGUCGUUGCGCCCUCGGAGCCGCGUAACGCGUCGGUGGUCGCUGUGAACACGACGAGCUUCACGCUCAGCUGGAUACUGCCGCGCAACUCGGGCGGGCGGCUUCAGGAGCUGCUGUACGAAGUGGUAGUUUUUGAGACGGUCAACAAUACGUCACUUGGUGUUGCUGUCGCCACGAGCACGGUGACGAGUGUGACCAUCGGGAACCUUCAAGACGCUACGGCGUACGAAGUGACGCUUCGAGCUUACAAUAACGCGGGCACAAGUGCAACGACAGCGCCACUCGCCGUGACCACCGUGCCACUCGCCAAGGGCGUCGGUGGCUGGGCGAUAACCAACGUUUCGGUGCUCUCCUCGAUUGGUACGUUCCAUUUGCCUUUGGUGCGCACGAACGGGUCUUCGGAUGCGCUCGUACUCUCCGUCACAUGCGUCGGUGUCGGAAUCUCGCCGUCGUGCCCAGGGCAGGUGACAAUGGCCGACUUGGCGACGUCGUUGUCGGUUCCGAUUACGAUUCCAGCCAGCAGCGUCUAUGUACCCAACCAAUCGAUUCUGGUGACGCUGAGUGGCGACGGCGAUACGAACGGUGUCGACCCGUUGGCCACCUCGGUGACCGUCACCGUAGACUGUGAAGUCAACGCCGGCGUCUUUCAUGCCGGCAUCGUGUCCGUGCCCAUCGUUCGCCAUAUCGGGGUGUCGACAGCGGUGGUCUGGGCCCCGUUGGACGUGUCUGGCAGCGUGAACGGGACGUCGGUGACAGGUCUCGAGUAUCAGAUUCUACCCAACCAGCUUAUUUCGUUUGCCAACGGAGCGACAACGGCAUCGCUGUCGGUCUCGAUCGUCAACAACCAGCGCCCCGUGUUUCCCCGCCACUUCUUUUGUAUCGGACUCCAAAAAAUAUCGGGCGGCGGCUACAUGAACGCAACGGGCAACGCGACGACAUGCAUCACGAUCUUCAACGACUGGACGCCGAUGGUGCCGAGCGCAGUCUCGGUCGCGUCUGUGGCCUACGAAGCCACCGGCGGCCUCUUGAACCUCACGUGGGCGUCGCCUGUCUACCUCGGUGGCAUCGGCGUCACCGUGUCCCAUUAUACUCUGCGCGUCGUUUCGGCGUCGGGACUGCACUCUGUGCUAUCGACUUCGACGAACGCGACAACGGCACUCGUUGGCAACCUCACUGAACUCACAGUUUACACGGUUGGCAUCGCUGCUGUCAACGUCGUCGGCGUCGGGCCCGAGGCCAAUGCGACGGCAUCCACCAGCCAGCGGUCGCUGCCGGGCCCCAUUGUUGAAAUCAACCAAACCGCUGCCAGCGGCGGGUACGCCCAACUGCAAAUCUCGAUGCCACUCGACACGGGUGGCGUUCCAAUCAGCAACAUUACAGUGCUCCUUUACAGCCCUAGCCGCAAUGAAUUCAUCGCGCAAGCCACACAGGUCUCGCCAACAUACCUUGUGUACUUGUCACAGUGUCAGAGCGCCUACGUCGUUCAAGUUCAGGUGGCCAACACCGUGGGCUACAGCAACAUCACGUCGAACUUUACCGUGUCCACAACGGCAGCCUCCUUGCCCGGUGCGCCACGACUCGUGACAUCGCCCGUGCAAACGGGCGGUGCCAUCACCUUGCGUUGGCUGCCACCGCUCGAUACCGGGGGGGUCAAUAUUACCGGGUACACCGUCUACAUGGCGUCGGACACUGGGCUGGCUCUGUACACGAAGACGACAGCGCCGACCGCGGUCAUCGCGCCGCUUAGCCAGCUCACGACGUAUCAGUUUGUCGUCGUCGCUCGCAAUGCACUGGGCGAUGUUGUGCUACCCGCUCUUGGGUCGAUCACGAUGGGCACGGACGCCAUUACAACCAACGCCAGCACGCCCCAGUUGCUACCUGUCUACACGAUCGAGAUGGCCGGCACCUUGUGGCAACCAUCGCUGAUUCAAAAUUUGGUGAAUUCGAUUCAACUGACGUCCACGUACACGGGGCCGUCGCUCAACGCACAGCAAAUGGUGAUGCGCGGUACAGCGUCGGCGCUCUUUACCACGACGACCAUGGCGGCGACGUUGCCAGGGCCGCCGCCAGCGCCACUGCGUCUCGACUAUGCGUCGGGCAGCGUCGUUCAGCUGCAGUUGCGCUCGCCGAGUGACACGGGUGGCUUGCCCGUGACGGGCUACCGUGUCUUUGUCAACAACACGGAAGUGUCGGGUUUUAGCAUCGUGUCCACGACAAUGUCGCCGACAUCGUCGCUGCACAUCGACCAGAUUGUGCUUGUACCCGGCUUUACGCCGUCGGCAGUCUACAACGUAUCGGUGGUUGCUAUGACGCUCAAGUCGUCGUGCGAGGCGUUGAGUCUCGGCGUCGUCGGCGCAGCGACGCUGCUGCGAGCCAACUCGUCGACACUGCCGCAGCCAGUGCUGUCGCUCACGAGCCCUCAAACCACAGGCGGUGCGAUCUACCUCGAAUGGUUGCCGCCGUUCGACCGGGGCGUUGGACCAGACGUGCCGCUCACAUACACCUUGUCGAUGGCACCGUCGCUAGCACCUGUGUGGUCCUUUGUCGCCAACACUACGGGCACAGCCUACUGGGUCCUCAAUCUUCAGCCCGAAACGAUAUACCUGUUCCACAUUGCCGUCAUGUCGCCCGUUGGUGCGUCACGAAACGUCACUCAAGCGACGUUCGUCACAGCGGGGCUCUCAGCGCCGGGGCCGUGCGAUCCGCCCGUGUUCCUUAAUCACACAGGAGGGUCCCUCACCGUGGGCUGGUCGCCCCCCGUAGACAACGGCGGCCGCCCCGUCACGAGCUAUGUUGUUUACGUGCAGGGUGUGGCGGCGACGACGACGACAAGUGCGCUGUUUGCAACAAUUACGGGGCUCUUGGCGCACACUACGUACAGCGUCCGCGUCAGCGCCAUCAAUAUCAUGGGCACCGGGGCCGCUAGCGAGUACGCGAGCUUCAUCACAGGAAAGCCGUCGCCAGCAGCCGCUCCCUCGAGCCCCGUCGUCGUCGGGCAAACGGGUGGCGCUGUCGUCUUGGCCUUUUCGCCCCCAGAAGAUACGGGCGGUGUUGCGCUCGCCAACAUCUUCUACGCCGUGUACGCCAACAACGUGCUCGUGGCCAACAUUUCCCACGCCGCAUACGAAGCCGCGCUCGGUGCGUCGACGACGACACCAAGCGUGUCAAGUCGUCGCCGCCUGACGGGAUCCACGGGUGGCGUCACGGUAGGCAACCUCAAUCCGUCAACAAGCUACGUUUUCCAAGUGGUGACGGUGUCGAGCGCGGGCGGUGCUAGCCCAGGGUCGAGUUCGCAGUCGGGGGCCACCUCGCCCCCCACCGCCCCCGGUACGCCGUCCGCACCGACCAUUGCUGCUGUCACGGGGGGCACCAUCGCAUUUCGGUGGUCGGCAGUCGUCGACACGGGGGGUAGCUCCAUCACAAGCUACGACCUUCGCGUCGUCAAUACCGACACAUUCGCGACGUACUCGUGCACGGGGCUCAUUUUUCAGUGCGUUGUCGGUGGUCUCGACGGACUCUCGCGCUAUACCGCCACUGUCCAAGCCAUCAACAACAUCGGGCCCUCGGUGGUGAGUCCUUCGACGCUAGCAAGUACCUCGGGGACAACGCCGCCCUCGGUGCCGCAGCAAGUAACGCUUGUGAGUGGGACAACGGAUACGCUUGAGCUCUCGUGGCUACCACCGGUCGACACGGGGGGGUUUGCCAUCACUGGCUACACCGUUUCGGUCGCAGCGGGCGGCGUCUUUGUGACAGCCCUCUCGGUCGCGGCGCCGGCAGACGAGACCAGUAGCGUGACGGCCACGAUCUCGGGGCUUGUAUCAGCAACCGUGUACGCCGUGUCUGUGCAAGCCAUCAACUUUAUCGUCGCCGGUGACACGACCGACGACCUGCUCGUCGAAACCGUUGCGCUCCCAAACAUGCCAGUCGCGCCAAGUGUCUUGUGCGUCUCAAGUUUGUCGGUCACCUUGGUAUGGACGGCACAGGCCGCCGUGUAUGCGUUGCAGCGCAGUGACGGAGCCGUGUUCCGCGACCUCAGGGCACAGUCGUUUGUUGACACUGCCGUGACGACGAGCACAACGUAUACCUUUCCCGUUACAGUGACGACGUUGGCGUCACCAUCGUUGUACAGCAGCUGCGCGCUCUCGUCGACGCCGAUCGUGCAGACUGGGUACACCAACAACGCGCAUGUGACGUGGCAGCUCGCACGCCCCGUCGGCGUGAACCAGCACACCGUGCUCGAUUUUUCGCUCUUCUCGCUCGAGUGCGACCACGACAGUGUUGUUGUGACCGAGCUCAAUUCGCUCAACCAGCCGAAGACGCUGUGGCGCGGCGGGUGCCCGCGGACCGGCGGCCUCACGCUGGUAUCGUCGCAACCCAACGCGGUGCUUCAAAUCGCACUCUCUUCGGAUGCCACUGUCACGCGCGCCGGACUCUCGUUCACGUCGCGUGCUAUCAACGCCUCGACGACCAUCGUUGCCAGCCGCGUGUCGUGUCCGUCCGUCGGCAACGUCGCGUGCGCCGGCAACGGUCUGUGCGCGGGCGCGUCGGGCAAUUGCGUGUGCAGCAUCGGCUUUACGGGAGAAGACUGCAGUCAACGUAUCCUUUGCGAUGCCACGGUGGUCUCGACACGGUGCCCAAAUCUCAUGGACCUUUCGGGCCAAGUCAUUGCCGUGGACCCUGUACAAGGAGACGACGCGCACGGCACGGGCGAGUACAUGGACGCGACGGCGUCGGGCACGGCGAGUAAAGCCGUUCGGUCCAUUCAACAAGCGCUGCGACUCAUUUCGGCCGAUUCGACGGUGCCAAAAACGCUGCUUCUGUACCCAGGCACGUACACAACGCAGCACAACUGCAUGUGGGCGCUCUCGAACCAGAAUCUCACGGUGCGCGGGCUCUUUGGCGUAUCGUCGACCGUGGUCUCGUGCGCCCAAGGCAGUGCGUGGCAGCAGCAAGGCGGGGAGCUCACGAUCCAAGGCGUUGGGCUCCAAGGCGCCCAGCUGAGCAUGGUGCGAGGCACUCUCCAAGUCCGAUCAUGCUCGCUCAGUGGCGGCGUCAAUACCGACGGUGGCUGCGUCUACGUAGACCACAGCACCUUUGUGCUUCAGCAGUCUAACGUGACGGGCUGCCGCGCCCUGCUCGGGGGAGGCAUCUAUGCGCUUCAAAGCACUUUACGCAUUACGGACGCGCUUAUCUCGGCCAAUACAGCGACUGGGGAUGGCGGAGGUAUCUACCUCAGCAGCACGACGACGGUCACGGGCGCCAACGCUGUCGUACAAGCCAACACGGCUGCAAACUACGGGGGUGGCAUUGCCAUCGUCGGCACCGCGACACUGCAAGGCGCGACCGCCGGAGACAUACGGCUACACGACAACACUGCACAGACAGGCGGCGGUGUUAGCGUUGCAGGCGUCGGUCUCUCCAGUAGCAACCUCCUGGUUGAUGCCAAUCUCGCACUCGGCAACGGUGGCGGCGUCACUGUCCAAACGAAUGCAUUUGUGACCGACACUGCGUCACUGCUCGCAUCCAAUGUCGCCAACAGCUUUGGCGGCGGCAUCUACUCGGAGUCGAGCGGGGCGCUAUCGUUUACGGGAACCACGGUCCAGGGCAGCUCGGCAGGACUUGGCGGCGGCGGCGUCGCGCUCAGCGGCAGCACCGGUGCACUGCGAGGUCUUCUCAUCGCAGAAUGCUCCAGCCAGGGGCUGGGCGGGGGCCUUUAUGCUCUCAACUCUGCCUUUGAAUUGCAGUCCAUGCUCCUUGACAGCAACACUGCAGCCACGAAUGGCGGCGGGAUGGCGCUACAGGCAUCCACAUGCUCGGUCCAAAAUGUUACCACGAGCAACAACGUGGCCCAAGGCAACGGUGGCGGCGUCGCGCUCCUCGACAGUCGCGCCACGGGCUCUCUUUCCGUGCUACUCGACUCGGCCGUCGGUGUCGGCGGUGGUGUUUUCCUAAAUGGUGCGUCAUCGCUUGUGUCAACGCGCGUUCGCAGCUGCUCGGCGACCCAAGGGGGCGGUAUUUUCGCCACGUCUAGUAGCGCAACCACCCUCCAAUUGCUCACCAACGUGGUCGUGUCCCAGUGCUCGGCCACGAGUCGCGGUGGCGGCCUCGCACUGUCGACCGUUUUGGUUCAAAUGACCAACGUUUCAAUCGUCGACAACACGGCGCCAACGGGCGGCGCUAUCGAUGUGUCAAGUGCGACGCUGACCGACAUGGCAGCCACGACCCCGAGCUCCGUCGUCAACAACCGCGCCACCCGGGGCGGUGGUGUCAGUUGCAGCGGCACUUCAUUUGUCAGCAACCUUGCCGUCGCAAGCAACACAGCAACGACGAUGGGAGGUGGCAUGUUUCUGCAAGGCAUGACAAGUCUUGAGAACGUUCGCGUCGACGCGUGCUCGUCACUGGGAACCGGCGGUGGGCUGGCGCUCUCGGGUGCCAUAGUCUACCACACAACGUCCUCCAUUCGCAACUGCGUCGCGGCAAAAGGCGGUGGUCUCUACCUCGAGAGCUCUACACUAACCCGGCAAAGCGCGUCGGCGUCGACCAAACUCGUCAUCGAUGCCAACGCCGCGACGGUCGAAGGCGGAAACGCUUUCAUCGGGGGGCCGAGCCAGCUCAUGUACAUUGCUUUCUCAGCGGGGCAAGCGCCCUUUGGCGGCAGCGUCUCCUCCGUCGGCACAUCGGGCUCGCUCGUACAGUGCACAAUUGCGUCGUCGACUGCAACGGCGGGUGGCGGCGGUCUCCGUCUUCUUGACGGCACCUGGCAAAUUACCGACACCACUUUGUCGGGCAACGCGGCCAACCGAGGCGGUGGACUGCAUCUCAACAACUCUGUGCUCACCCACAGCAAUCUUGUGGUCUCGACCAACCGAGCGGUCGACGUUGGUGGUGGCAUCGCGCUCUUUGGCGCCAGCCGUGUCGUCGGCAGCGGUACCGUGUCGCAGGUGACCGCCAACACCAUCCAAGGCCUGAGCGGUGCCAAUGUCUAUUGCGGCGAUGCUGCCACGGUUGUCAUGAGCGCACUGCAGGUCACAAACGCCCGCGCCAACCAAGGUGCUGGUAUCUUUGUUGCAACCGGGGCCACCGUCGCUCUAAGCAGCUGCGAUAUUGACGGCAACGCGGCGGAUACGGCGGGCGGGGCCAUUUACGGUGCGGCCCCGCUGCAAAUCACCCUCACCAACUGCCACGUAACGCACAACACGGCGAUGCAAGGUGCUGCCGUGUUCCUCGACGGCGGUCGAAUCGACAUUGCGUCGUCCGAGGUGUCGCAAAAUAUUGGCACGUCGGGGGGCGCUCUCUACCUUCAGGCCAGUACGCUCUCGCUAACGAGCUCGACGCUGCUGUCCAAUCGUAUUUCCGCCGGUCACGGCGGUGCCAUCACAGCGGUGGCCUCGUCUCAGCUGACGCUGCGCAGCUCAAUCUUUGCAUGCAACGCGGCGACUGACGGCGGCGCACUCAGCGUCUCAUCCCAGUCGUCAGGCGUUGCCUCCAGCUGCACGUUUUCAGGCACGGGUAGCGGCGUCGCUGGUGUCUCGUGCGUCAACAACGGCACCAACCGCGGUGGCCUUGUCUACGUGAUCGGCCAGUCGUCCAUGACCUUGGACUCGGGUUCGCGGCUGUUGUACGCGAGCGCUACAUACGGCGGCGCAGUGUUUGUCUCGCAAGCCGUCGUGUCCAUCUUGGCGAGCUCAGUUUUGAACCACAAGGCGCUUCAGUUUGGCGGCGCCGUGUACUUGGCACAAGCCAACCUGACGCUGACCGACUCGGACGUGGGCUACUGCAGUGCCAUUUACGACGGCGGUGCAAUCUAUGUUACGGGCAAGUCGACGGCGACGGUCGAAACGACGACGGUGCACGACAACACGGUCACGAACGAUGGCGCGGCGUUCCUAGUCGACAUUGGCAGCAACCAGCUCAAGCUCACAAACUCGAUCCUUCGCAACAACAAGGCGCUUCACUAUGGCGGCGGGGUCGCUGCCGGGCGCGACUCGGUCAACGAGUACAUCGGAACGAGCUUUGCGAACAACUCGGCGGUACUCGGUGGCGCAGUGUAUGUGACCGACACGACCUGCCGCGCCACCGAGUGCGCGUUUUUGCAAAAUCAAGCGGCAGAAGGCGGCGGCGUUGCUGUCGAUCGGAGCGCCAUCGUGUUUGCAACGGCGUCGACGUUCCGGGGCAACGACGCGGCGGCCGACGGCGGUGGUCUCCUUCUCAUGCUCAAGGCCACGGCGGUCGUGACUAACUGCGUGUUUGCCCAGAAUUCGGGGAGCACGGGUGGCGCGAUCGCCGCCGGGUCUCUUGCGUCUUUAACCACCACUGGCACGACGUUCCACGCCAAUCGCGCGUCGGGCCUCGGCGGCGCACUGGCGUGCUUCGGCACGGCGACCGUUCAAAUGUCGGGCGCCAAUCUGACGAGCAACCGCGCGUCCGACGGCGCCGGCAUCGGUCUCACGACGUCAGCGUUGGUCAACAUCAGCGACAGCUCACUCCGUGGCAACGUGGCGGGGUUCCGCGGGGGUGGUAUUUACAUGACGGUCACGUCCGCCAAGCAGCUGGCGCGCCUGCGAAUUGAAACCAACCAAGCCUUCAGCGGCGGCGGCGUCUUUUGGUGGGUCGGAACACCAAUCUACGCGUGCGACAGCUGCAAUAUUGUUGGCAACACAUUGUACGACGUGGCUACCGACUCGAAUCAAUUCGACGUCCUCUGGUGGCCGUCGAAUGCGUCCAGCGCGCUGAGUUUGACCCAAGUGCCCGACACGGUGUCGAUCACUGCGCCGUCCAAUCUGACGGCGGCGUCGCCUUCCGAGGUCUGGCCACGCCUCGAGGUCCAAGACUACUAUGGUCAGCGGUCGCUUACGGAGAACGACACGUACUGCUUCGUGACCGCUGCCAACGUCUCGGACAACAUUGUGACGUUCGAUCCGGCGUACCGCGUCAACGCUGUCUCGGGCGUCGCGUGGUUUCCUGGUGCGACGGUCGUCGCAGCGGCGCGCAACGCGUCGUAUCUGCUCGAAACGUCCUGCGUUCUGCCAUCGUCGAGUCUCGUGCGCACGCGUCCCAUCAGCAUGAUCGUUCUGCCGUGCCCCGCUGGGUACAGCCUGGCCGGUGACAUGCGCUGCAAUCGAUGCCGCAACAACCAAUACAGUCUCGACGGCGUCAACUGCUACGACUGCCCGACGGGUGCCAGUUGCACGCAGUACGUCGGCACCCCCGUGGGUACGAGCGCACUCACGUACGGUGUCGCCGUGCCGCGGACGCAGAGCGACUUUAUGGCGUACCGGGCGCCGUCGACGACGCAGUCGGACUGCAACCCGUACAACUGGGAAGCGGCCGACCCGUGUCUGCCGUUCGCAGUGAGCGCGGCCGGUGGCGCCCUCGGGUCGCGCAUCACGAUCGACGUCGCAUCGGUCAUCAACAAGUGCAUUCAGUACGGCAACGCCGCGCUCAUGAGCAAGUACUGGCCCACGGACCGGCGGUUUGCGUGCCAGACCAACAUGUCGUUCUACGCGUGUGACAUCCGAGGCGCGUGCCCUCAAGAUAUAUUUAUCGACACGAUCGCGUACAACGCGUCGGCGAUCCCUUGCGGGACCGGGUACCAAGAGAUCAUGUGUUCCGUGUGUCAAGACGGCUACAAGCGCGCAACCAACGGAUCCUGCCAGCCCUGCGACGAGGUCAACGCGCAGAUCCGGCGCGAGGUGUCGUGGACCAACUUUGUCUUGCCGACCUUGUCACUGCUUCUCUUGUUGCUCAUCGCUGUAGCGCUGCGCCUUUCGCUCAAGGACGGCACGGAAAUUCCGCUGCUCGACAAGGCGCAGCACGACCGCAAGCACAAGCUGUACACGCCGCCGGCUGUCGUGAAGAGCAAACUGCGGCGGUGGGUCGAGGCCAAAAUCGACGCGUUUCGAGCCAAACAGGCCGCGAAGGCGGCCGAGAAGGCCAAGGGCAACACGGCCAUCCUCUUUGGCGUCGCGCCCGUGGACGUCAUGGGGAGCAUUUACUUUAGCCCCGAGAAGAUCAAGAUCCUCAUUGGGUUUUUCCAAAUCUUUGGCAACCUCAAAAAGACGUAUGGGAUCAACUGGAACGCCAACGUCAACUGGGCCAUGACCACGUCCUCGUCCGUCAACCUCGACUUGAUUUCGAUUGCGGGCCUCGACUGCAUUCUCGCGCGGACCUUCUACUUUGAUUUUGUGCUCCAACUGAGCAUCGUCGGCUUCCUCCUCGGCACGCUCUUCUACUGCUACAUGCGCGGCAUCAAGGACUACGAAGCCAAACUCUCUUCGAUUCCGCGCAACUGCAUCAAGUGCGGCCACCCGGUCCACGAUAAAUUCUCGCGCCAAGUGUACAAGGACAUUCCGCGCUACAUGGAGAAGCGCCAUCGGCUGAGCGUCCACGCCAAACAAAACCUCCACCGGCUCCAGUCGAUCGUGCGCUCGCCCAUGGACAAGCUCGCCUCGGACGAGCGCCGGCUCAAGCGCGAGCUCGGUAUGUCCCAAGUCAAGACCGACGUCCUCCCGAUCUUCCCGUCCGUGCACAUUACGCGGCCGUGCCCGACCGACGACGUCCUCUCCGGCGCGCUCCUCGACCGCACGCUGCGCAGCAACCUCCGCGUCUGGCAGGCGCGCGUCAAGCUCCGCAUGAACUACAACACGUACCGGUCUAAGUGUUUUCAGAAAUUUCUCUGGCUGCUCCUUGUGCUGUAUCCGAUGGUGUCGCAGACGAUCCUCAACAUCUUCAACUGCCAAGACGUCGGCGGCGUCUCGUACCUCGUGCUCGACCGGCGCCUGCAGUGCUAUACGCUCACGUGGUCGCUCUAUGCUACAAUUGGAUUCGCGUGCGUUGGCGUCUGGGUCGUCGGCGUCCCGGCGCUCUUCUUCCUUGUCGUCUACCGCGUCCGGACAAAGAACGUCGAAGCGCGACUGGCCAUUCUCAAGCAGCCGCGGUACCGCGAGCUGCGCGCCAAGUGGACCAAGCGUAUGCGCGAGUACUUUGCCAACGAGCGCGGCAUCCGCGUCCGUGAAAACGAGUUUGCGGCCAUCGAGAACGCGUAUCUGCGCGAGUACAUGCACAUGCUCAACCUCGUCGACAAGACCAACGUGCUCAAAGUCGGCUUUAUCUACGCCAACUACAAGCCGCGCUUUUGGUGGUUUGACGUGCUCGACCUCGUUCGGAAGCUCCUCUUGAACGGCGUCGUCAUGUUUCUCAAAAACAAACCCGUCGUCAAGUCCAUCUUCAGCAUGUCGAUCAGCGUCGUUCUCAUGGCCGGCCUCCUCUACUACCGCCCGUACAACGAGUGGACCGACAACAUUGUCAACAGCAUGACGCAGUUCCAGAUCAUUUUGACGCUCUGGGUCGGCAUUGUGCUGCUCUUGGUGGCCGAGACAGGCCUCGACCUCAUCAACGAAGACGUCGUCAUCAACGUCAUGCUCGCUGUCAACCUCUGCGGCGUUCUCUUCACGGGCUACAUCAUGUGCCAGCAAGCGAUGACGCGCUCGCGUCAGGAACUUGCGGUCGCCCGCGCCGAGCGCCAACGAAAAAUCUCGCAUGUGGUCAAAGACCUCUGGCGCAAGGCCUUCAACUUCGCCGUGUACGAAGCGCAGCAAGCGAGGAGCUACCGCGCGACGCUCUCGGUGGCCGCGAUGCUCGAGGCCGUGCGCCGCGCCAUUGCCACCGCCAAGCACGACGCGGAUGACGUGAUAGUGCACAACAUCAUCGAUGCGCCGCGACCGUAGCUAUACCUUGACGAAAUUGCAUAUCCAUUCUUUAUGUCGG
This is a messenger RNA of Saprolegnia parasitica CBS 223.65, 28363 nucleotides long. RefSeq lists its product as hypothetical. Lineage: Eukaryota; Oomycota; Saprolegniomycetes; Saprolegniales; Saprolegniaceae. Gene Ontology annotation, molecular function: protein binding. Gene Ontology annotation, cellular component: membrane; extracellular region. The record is from RefSeq and is a predicted model, not a curated record. The transcript is spliced from 46 exons. The coding region runs from base 1 to 28323 and encodes 9440 amino acids. Gene Ontology annotation, biological process: cell communication; proteolysis.